UUAUUGUUAUUGCUCAUGUCACUUGUACAGGGCAACAAAAUGCACAUACAUCAACAAUGUGAACAAACAUUCAUCUCUCGCGAUAGUAUCGAUACGAUACUGACACUGUCUAAUGCGAGUGGGCGUGGCUGGAUGGCGAGGGGCGUGGUUUGGUGGUUAGCCAACGAGCACAUUUCGCACGUCAGUACAGCGUCAGCCGGAGGGGAGCAGACAACUUCUCAAAGUCGCCGCAGAAGGGAGCGUCUUUCCCCGGGGAGGAUUCGUGUCUGGGAGGACGCCGACACGUCGUAGUCUGGUUCAUUUGCUGGAGGGAAGUGAAAGUUGACGUGCAGCGUAAAGGGAUACACAUGGAUGUGAGGAGGCUGAAGGAUGCUACCAGGUUCCAAACCUCCAAAUAGUUGGUUCCUGCGAAAAAACACUCCACAAGAGGACGAUGAGACCAUGAGCGCCGAGCAGCAAGAAGUGACCGCCAAAAUGGACCCCGCUGGCGCCCGCCUUUGCGACCCCUUCCAGGAGGAACCCGUGCUGGACUCCCACGCCCGAGCCAACCUAAGCUCCUGUUCUUUCCCGCCGACUCCCUUCCCGAGCUUGGCCGACAGCGUCUGGCUGCCGCUGUCCAGCUUGUCCAGCAGCUGGUCGGGAUAUCCCGGCAGCACGCCGUCCAGCCUGAACCCAAAAGAACUCUGCAGCUGCUGCGGAGAUAGCCUCCCCUCUGGUCACAAGUCCCCAAGCAGCCUGGAGCAGCCCUUCUCUCUGCACUCGGACCCGCCGAGCCGGCAUCACACCCUGCCCCCGUACAUGUGCUCACCCAUUGGGGCCGCCUGCUGGGCCCAGUGUCCCGCGGACGCCUUUGCCGGCAGCGGAGCCAACGUUCACCCGUGCUUUCCAAACCGGGAAGCUCACGGGCUUCCAUGUGACUGCAGACAUCCCUGGGGUGGGUUCACACGGAUCAACCACAGCCAUACGCCUCCAGAGAAGCAGACGCCGCACAGCAUGCCGCUGUCUUUGGAGCAGCGGAGAGUGUUUGUCACGUACGAGGCGGACGAUGACGUGCACCUGAGCGAGGUCAUCAAGUUUGUGGCUCUGCUGCGGCACAACGGCUUCGACACACAUAUUGACAUAUUUGAGCAGCAGUUUCGCAGCAUCAGCAAGAUUGACUUCAUGGAGCGCUACCUCAGCGAGAAGGAGUACCUGAUUAUCAUCAUCAUCAGCCCCAAGUACUACGACACGGUGACCGCCUCCCACGUCAGCAGCCCCGACAUUGACGAGCGGACGUGCAGCGCAGUCUACAUCCACAAGCAGCUCCAGAAUGAGUUCAUUCAGAACGGAUGCAAAAAUUUUCGCUUUAUUCCCAUUUUGUUCCCCGGUGCAAAGAAGUGUCACGUCCCAACCUGGCUUCAGAACACGCAUGUGUACGCUUGGCCGCUGGACCGUGACGACAUCCUACGGCGGCUCAUGAGGGUGGAAAAGUACAACCCCCCUCCGAUAGGCGAGCUGCCCACCAUUGUGUCCAUCCCCAUAUGACAACGCCUUCUUGGAGGACAUCACAGAGUGUCUUGGGCAUGUUGAGAGCUCUGUAAUAUCUGGGAAUGUUCCUUUAGGUUCUAGCUAGCAGGAACAUUUGUGGUGCUAGAAAAGAUUGUGGAAUCUUGCCACGGGAAGUUUAGCCAGGGAAGACAUUUUUAUUUGUGAGUAGUGCUUCAAUGACAUUUUAUUGAGGAAUGGCCCAGUUUUUGUAUAUUUGGUUUUCAUAACGUUUUUCCUGUUUUUUUUCAUUCUUUUCAAAUUUGCCUCCAUUUUCAUUCACUUCUGCGUUUUUGUACACCCCAGUUUUUGGAUGGUUUGGUUUUUGUCAAAAUUUUUUGCUAACAUUGCUUUGCAACUUUUGUCCAAAAUUAAUUUUUGUUUACUGUCUUGGUUUUCAUACGCCCCAGUUUUCAUGUAUUUGUUGAUCAUUUUUGAAUGACGUUGCCUUUGUUUUUGUCUGCCUCUUAUUUGUUUUAUUUUACAUUUUUUUGCAGAAAUUCUGACUUGAUAGUGGUAACAUUUUUGCCAAAACUUUUGUUUCAGUUUUCAGCCACUGUCUUUGCUAAAAUUUUGCCAGAGUUUUCGUUUACUGUCUUGGUUUUUGUACGCCCCAUGUAUUUGUUGAUCACUUUUGCAAAGACGUUGCCUUUGUUUUUGUCUGCCUCUGAUUUGUGUUAUUGUGGUAACAUUUUUUUGCAGAAAUUUUAACUAAAUUUUGGUAAAACUUUUUGCCCAAACUUUUGCUUCAGUUUUCAGCCACUGUCACUGUUUUUGCAAAAAUUUUGCCAGAGUUUUUGUUUAUUGUCUUGGUUUUCGUACGCCCUAGUUUUCAUAUAUUUGGUAUUUGUUCAUCAUUUUCUAAAAGACUUUGCCUCUGUUUUUGUAUGCCUCUGGUUUGUAUUAUUUGGUGACAUUUUUUCAAAAAUGUUCACUCAAUUUUGUAUGCUCCAGUUUUGGUACCACUUUUUGCAAAAACGUUUGCUUCACUUUUCAGCCACUGUCUCUGUUUUGUUUGAACCACAAUGAUGCUGUAACACAUCACUAGAUGAGACUAUGAAUUUGACUCAGGUUUACCACCAUGCAGGUUUAAAAUAUGUAACUAUACAUAACAUAACACUGUAUUGCAGCAACCCCAACUAAAGUUUCUAUCCCAUUCUCCAAUUUCCCAUAAAUGGCUGUGAAUUUCCCAUGGAAAGUUCUUACUCUGAAAAAAAUCUUACUCUGCAUACACUUGAAUGAAUUCUGUUGGAAAAUAAUAUAUUCUGUUGUGCAGGUGAUUA
Molecule: messenger RNA, 2807 nt
Organism: Doryrhamphus excisus (bluestripe pipefish)
Lineage: Eukaryota; Metazoa; Chordata; Actinopteri; Syngnathiformes; Syngnathidae
Gene: traf3ip2l
Product: TRAF3 interacting protein 2-like
Biological process (GO): positive regulation of canonical NF-kappaB signal transduction; humoral immune response
Source: RefSeq, a predicted model, not a curated record